Oryza sativa Japonica Group (Japanese rice) is the source of this 1167-nucleotide messenger RNA. RefSeq lists its product as uncharacterized. NCBI's taxonomy places the organism in Eukaryota, Viridiplantae, Streptophyta, Magnoliopsida, Poales, Poaceae. The record is from RefSeq and is a predicted model, not a curated record.
ACCUGGAGGCAUCGCGAGGGAAGCCGCCUCCUCCCUGCCACCCCCCUUCUUCCGCUGGAAUGCACAACGUGGGAUGCCCCUGCACUUCGUCGCCAUCGGCUCCAAGAUCUUGGCCAUGCCUCCCAUGGAAGAAAAAAGGGAUACUGAUCACCUCGACGUUGGCGGCGCCUGCUUCGACGUCCGCACCGGGUGCGUCGUCUUCGUCCCUCGGCACGGCGGCGAUCAGCACGGCGACCCAGUAUACUUCCAGAUCGGCAGUAGGCUCUUCACGCUAGGGUGCUCCCGCUUCCAGCUCCUUGACCUACUGCCGCUGGCGCUGGAUGGCGACCCUAGAAGUACAAGGCGGCAGCAAUGGUCAUGGCGCGAUCUCCCGAUGCCGCCCUUCCUCCACUCCAUGCGUGCUCUCUCUCACGUGCUUCUCCCUCAAGAAGACCAGACCAUCCUCGUCGGCGUUGGGUUCCUCUCCCCAAGUUCUUCCUCCACCUACAGCUUUCGCAUUGCGGAGGACGGGAGCUCAGCCUGGAAAUGCCUUGGUAACUGGGGGCUGCCUUUCCAUGGCCGCGGUUACUUUGACCCUAAGCUGAAUGCCAUGAUCGGGCUCUCGAUGGAUGGACGCAUCUGCUCCGGCCAAUUGGUGUCUGAUCACUGCCCGGACGUGAAGUAUUGCAGGGAGAAUCUGUUCAGCCGAGACGCGCGUAGGCGCCACCCUCGUCUACAUGGGACAGAGAAGCAGAUUUUGCCUGGUUGAGUCUGUUGCUGUCAACUACUUAUGUCAGGAGGGGGUUUUCAGCUUCAAGCUUGAGGGUCCGUUUUUUCGCUACAUGUUUCGGCUGACGACUUUUCGUCUGAAGUUUGAUGAUGAUGAUGGACACCUAACCACUGGUCGCAGCCGACGGGUGCGAUACUAUUAUGCCCCUGCAAAUGAUGUUAGUUAUUUUGCCUGUCGGUUUCCCGUAGCUUUCUACAUAUGAACGUUUUGUGGUCGGUGUAAACCCGAGAUUGAUUAAAAUCGGGCGAUCGGGGGAGGUGGGAAAAAUCGGUCGCUCCCUCUUCCCGCAUGCGCGCGCUCCCCUCUCCUCAUCUGGACCCACCCACUUAUCCCUCCCCUUGUUCCACAAAAAUGUUUCACCAAGUGUACUUAUAAUGGAAUUUGGUUUAUUUUUUGUU